UUUCACUCUUGUAGUUAGUACUAAUAACUUUUACACGAGAGAGAGAGAGAGAGAGAUUUCCACCACGUGGGUGCCUGACGCCUGCCUGAGCGGUAGCGGGACGGGAGGGGAGGAAAGUUCAACGAAGCGCGAGGGCGAACGCGAAGCCCCGUCUCCACUAUAAAAGCGCGCGCCCUUCUCCGCCUCCGGGCUUACCAUUCAACUCGACCACCCCUCAGCACACUUCAGUUGUUGCCUUGUUGGUAGUACCGGAAUUGAGACAGGGGUCAGCGAGGAGGGGCGAAACAUGUUGCUGGAGGUGAGCCACCAGGCGUCGGUGCUCGACACCAUCCGGCAGCACCUGCUGGAGGAGCCGGCGGAGGGGAGGAGCAAUGGUGGGGCCGGGCCGGUGCACGCGAGGAGCGCGAGCUUCGGGAGCCUGGUGGCGGACAUGUGGAGCGACUCGCUGCCGUUCCGCGACGACGACGCCGACGACAUGGUGGUGUUCGGCGCGAUGCGGGACGCGUUCUCGUGCGGGUGGCUGCCCGACGGCGUGUUCGCGGAGGUCAAGCCGGAGCCCCUGCUCUCCCCGGCGUCUUCCUACGACGGCUCUUGCUGCUUCGGCUUCGCGGGGUCGGAGCCGGUGACGCCGGGCGAGGAGGUGUCCGGGGCUGAGACGGCGGAGGCGGCGGCGGUGGUUGCGGAAGUGCACGGGAAGGAGGAGGCCGCUGCGCUGGCCAGGGGGAAGCACUACAGGGGGGUGAGGCAGCGGCCGUGGGGCAAGUUCGCGGCGGAGAUCCGGGACCCCGCCAAGAACGGCGCGCGCGUGUGGCUCGGCACGUUCGACACCGCCGAGGACGCCGCCCUGGCGUACGACCGCGCAGCCUACCGCAUGCGCGGCUCCCGCGCGCUCCUCAACUUCCCGCUCCGCAUCGGCUCGGAGAUUGCCGCCGCCGCCGCCGCCGCAGCAGCAGCAGCAGCGGCCGCGGCAGCCGGCGACAAGCGGCCGUCGCCGGAGCCGGCGACCUCGGAGUCGUCCUUCUCCUCUUCAUCCUCAUCCUCCUCCUACACCACCUCCUCGUCCUCCUCCGGCUCCCCGAAAAGGAGAAAGAGAGGCGAGGCCGCAGCCGCGUCCAUGGCCAUGCCCCUGGUGCCCCCGUCUUCCCAGCUGAAUUGGCCGUCUCAGCCAUGGUACCCCACCGGCGUGCCGGUCGACCCGGUGGCGAUCACUCCACGGGUGGAGCAGCUCGUCAUCUAGGCCCGGCGCACGGCGGAGCCAGCAAACCGGCGCGGCACAAAAAUGAUCACCGCCUUCGACGUCCCAACGGACUAACGAGCGAGAGCAACCCAACAAUGGCCAGUACAGCCAUUGCCAUUUGCGUUGCACGGCGCAGGACGGCAAGGAAGGAAGCGUGAGCGCGACGGCGCGAGCGGCAGCAUCCCGGCGAAAGCUCCACCGGAUGCAACGCGAUAAGCUCGGGGUGCAAUUGGGUGGUGCAACCGCGCGUGUAUGUGUGUGUGUGUGGGCGAGCUCUAGAUAGUAGUGUGGUGGUGGUACUGCCCGGUGCAACUCGCCCAAGUGGGGAGGAUACUGUACCACUGGCGUGUUCUUGUCAGAGAAUGCACGGUGUCGUUACCUGUGCAGCCCGGUCCCUAUGGUUAUAAUUCGCGUCACUGUCGCUAGUGGAUCAUCCCGAGAGGGAGUGAGUUGUGAGGGUUGCAGUAAGAAACUGUACAAACAAUGUCUUGAGGAGAAGAGGAGAGAUGAACAAUCAUCCCCUUUGUUCUUUGA
Oryza brachyantha (malo sina) is the source of this 1771-nucleotide messenger RNA. Its product is annotated as ethylene-responsive transcription factor 2-like. The record is from RefSeq and is a predicted model, not a curated record. Gene Ontology annotation, biological process: regulation of DNA-templated transcription; ethylene-activated signaling pathway. The transcript has a single exon. Gene Ontology annotation, molecular function: DNA-binding transcription factor activity; DNA binding. Lineage: Eukaryota; Viridiplantae; Streptophyta; Magnoliopsida; Poales; Poaceae. The coding region runs from base 287 to 1237 and encodes 316 amino acids.